Messenger RNA from Cavia porcellus (domestic guinea pig), 4447 nucleotides. RefSeq names its product sterol O-acyltransferase 1 (gene Soat1). NCBI's taxonomy places the organism in Eukaryota, Metazoa, Chordata, Mammalia, Rodentia, Caviidae. Gene Ontology annotation, cellular component: endoplasmic reticulum membrane. Bases 430 to 2064 code for a protein of 544 amino acids. Gene Ontology annotation, molecular function: cholesterol binding; cholesterol O-acyltransferase activity; fatty-acyl-CoA binding. The record is from RefSeq and is a predicted model, not a curated record. The transcript has 18 exons. Gene Ontology annotation, biological process: cholesterol efflux; cholesterol metabolic process; cholesterol homeostasis.
GCGGGCGCUGUCGGCGUUGCGGGCCCAGGGCGACGGGACGUCUUCCCGGGGCCGACCUGUGUGCUGGUCCCGGAGUGACGGGUUUCCGACUCGGUCUCUCGACGGAGGCUCCCGCAGCCCGGCGGGCUUGGGCCUCAGAUUCAGUGGCAUCUCUCAAGCCAGUGGUAAAAGAAAGUUUAAGCGGAACCAAAAGGCAUUCGGCUUCUUGCUGAUUUACGGGAAAAAGGGUCUCACUGUGUAGUUCAGGCUGGUCUGGAACUCAUACCGACCCUCCUGUCUCAGCCUCGAGAGUGCAAGGAUUAGAGAAAUGUGUCACCACGCGUGGCCUCAAGCUCACAUUUUGUCUUCAGACGUUGAAAUGCAGUUGUCAAGUUUCUGUCUUUGCGCUUCAAUGUUAAUGGCCAUGAAAUCUCAAUAGUGGGUAAAGAGAUGUCUCCAAGAAAGCGACUGUCAAAGGCCAGUGAAAAUCUUGAGAAGGAUGAAGACCAACGAAACUCUCCAGAGGAGUCCUUAGAAGCACUUAGAAAUGGUCGAAUUGACAUAAAACAGUUGAUAGCAAAGAAGAGACAGCUGGCAGUAGAGGCAGAGCAAUUGAAGCCACUUUUUUUGAAGGAAGUCGGUAGUCACUUUGAUGAUAUUGUGACCACUCUCAUUGAAAAAUCUGCCUCAUUAGACAACGGUGGUUAUGCUCUUACAACUUUUUCUGUUCUUGAAGAAAUGAAAAACGAACACAGAACUAAAGAUAUGAGAGCACCUCCGGAACAAGGAAAGAUUUUUAUUUCAAGACGCUCUGUCUUGGAUGAGCUGUUUGAAGUGGACCACAUCAGGACAAUAUAUCACAUGUUUAUUGCCAUCCUCAUUAUCUUUAUCCUCAGCACACUUGUAGUAGAUUACAUUGAUGAAGGAAGGCUGGUGCUUGAAUUCACUCUCCUGUCUUACGCUUUUGGCAAAUUUAGUAUUGUUAUUUGGACAUGGUGGGCCAUGUUCUUGACUACAUUGUCGGUUCCCUACUUCUUAUUUCAAUGUUGGGCCAAUGGCUACAGGAAGAGUUCUCAUCCAAUUAUUUCUUCUAUGGUCUGUGGCUUGUUUUUCACAUUCUUCCAGCUUGGGAUUCUAGGUGUGGGACCAACAUAUAUUGUAUUAGCAUAUGCACUGCCACCAGCUUCCCGGUUCAUUGUUAUACUCGAACAGAUUCGUUUGAUAAUGAAGGCCCACUCAUUUGUCAGAGAGAAUGUGCCAAGAGUACUAAAUGCAGCUAAGGAAAAGUCAAGCACAGUUCCAAUACCCACAGUCAACCAGUACUUAUACUUCCUGUUUGCUCCUACACUUAUCUACCGGGACAGCUAUCCCAGAACUCCUACUAUAAGAUGGCGUUAUGUUGCUAUGCAGUUUGCACAGGUUUUCGGUUGUUUGUUUUAUGUGUACUACAUCUUUGAAAGGCUUUGUGCACCGUUGUUUAGAAAUAUCAAACAGGAACCCUUCAGCGCUCGUGUCAUGGUUCUGUGUGUAUUUAAUUCCAUCUUGCCAGGUUUGCUGAUAAUGUUACUUUCUUUUUUUGCCUUUUUGCACUGCUGGCUCAAUGCCUUUGCUGAGAUGUUACGAUUUGGUGACAGGAUGUUUUACAAGGAUUGGUGGAAUUCUACAUCAUACUCUAACUACUAUAGAACCUGGAAUGUAGUAGUCCAUGACUGGCUAUACUACUAUGUUUACAAGGACCUGCUUUGGUUUUUUUCAAAGAGGUUCAAACCUGCUGCCAUGUUAGCUGUCUUCACUUUAUCUGCUAUAGUUCAUGAAUAUGCCCUGGCUGUUUGCUUGAGCUAUUUCUAUCCAGUCCUCUUUGUGCUCUUCAUGUUCUUCGGAAUGGCUUUCAACUUCAUUGUCAAUGAUAGUCGGAAAAGGCCGAUUUGGAACAUUAUGGUGUGGGCUUCCCUUUUCUUGGGCCAGGGAGUGCUUGUUUGCUUUUAUUCUCAAGAAUGGUACGCACGUCAACACUGUCCUCUGAAAAAUCCCACAUUUCUGGAUUAUGUCCGGCCACGUUCCUGGACUUGUCGAUAUGUAUUUUAGAAGACUGGCCUUUUAUUUCUUUCUUUGUCACUGAAGAUAUGAACGUUCUGCCUGAUUCGGGGCCAUCCUGUUUCCAGCUGUUACUGAAGUUGGGACCACUCCAGCCUUCGCAGCACAUUGUGACUCAUUCCAUUCCUAGUCCACCUGAAGCUGGGUUGUUCAAAGCCCACUGAAUUUCUUGUAUUCUUUUUCUUCUUCUUAACUUUAUCUUUUUUGGGAGAAGGGAGACUUGUAGCUGAGGUUAUGACAGAUUUUUUGCUGGGUCAUCUCAUCUUAAACCCUGGUUAUUGUCUGUUUCAUGACUCUCCACUCAAAAUCUAAACAUUCAUUUUUUUUUUUUUUUUUUUUUUUGGCCAGUGAAUUAUCGAAAAACACUUAGGAAGAGUAAAAUCAGUAAGUGCAUCUAUCUGCCUUAGAAUUUUUUUCUAUGCACACGGUUGGACGUUAUGCUAAUUAAACAUGCAAUUGGAGAAGACAAAUAACAUGUAACAGUUUUUGCUAUUUCUAGUAGAAAGGGAAAGUAAUCUAUUUUCCAAAGAUAAUCUCAUUGUGUACCUUACUUUGAAUUGCUUUUAAAGUUCAAAUCUAUUCAGCUUUUUUUCCUUCUCUGUGCAAUUUAGGCCACAAUUUUUGUGAAGCAAUUAACUGUCUUUUCCCUUGAAUUCUUGAGUUUGUAUCUAUAGUAAUAAAUAUAUUGAGGAGGGGGUCAGUAGGAAGGGAAAAUGAAGUGCACAGGAUAAAAAAAAUUUUGCUCUUACAACUUCUAAAUAAUUUUUUAAAAGAUUUGCUGAGUUAAUUAUGUGUUCAAACUAAUUUAUCAUGUAAUUUACAUAGAAGAUUUUUUUAACUUAUUUGAAGUUAGAAGUAUGCUUUGGUACAGUUAUUUUAUUGUCUAAUAAAUACUGACUUCAAUUAUUUUGCAGACUAGUGAGUCUGUAACAUAAGAAUUAAUCACUUUCAUUAAUAUUCAAGUAAUCAUUAAGGAUCCAGAAGCUGGCUUCUGAAUUAUUUGUUCAGUUGUUACGGUUUUAAUGGUGUGAUAUUUUUAGAUGAUACAAAUUAGGAUGUGAUUAUUUUAAGGAAAUUAGUAUAUGAUUAUUUUUAAGGGACUGUUCUGUUUGUGGUAUAUCCAGGUUAUAAGAUACCCACUCUGAAUACAGGGUGGGAGGUAGGGGUUAUUUUGUCUGUCUGUAUGAGGUAUGCUUAUGUUUGUAAAGACUGCGCUAGAAGGGAUGUCAGAGACCAUAUUAAUCAACUUUCUACCCAAAGAAGUGAGAUUUAUGAAUUAUUCAAAGUUAUGCCUAAUUGGAGCAGCUACUUGACUUUUUUGGAUUUGGGAAGUUUUGCAGAAUUUUUUUUAAAGACAAUUAGAGUCUCCCAAGUAGAUAAUCUAGUUUUGUAAUAACCACAUGUAAUGUGGAUCACAAGCAUCUGGCUGAAUCAUCCUUUUUAUUCACCAUACCUUUGAUCCAGAUAGCUGAGGAAGUUUUAAACAUCAACAACACACAUGCGCCCCAAGAGGGGUUAUUUUUAAAUGGAUAUUCUGUUGUGUCUCCAGUAAGUAUAUUCUGCACAGUACCAUAAAUGGAGUAAAGCUGUAACUGCCAACAGCAUUCUGGCAUUUUUUUCCUGAAAAUUAGGAUGAGUCAGUCAUUUGAAUUUAACUACUUUUGAAAAAUAAUGAAAAAAUAAAUAGUUCUAAGAGUUGGUUAUGAAUUAGCCAAUCUUUUGAAGCAAGAGAAUGGAAUUUUUAGGGGUAUAUUUCUGUUACUAUUAUAAAUGUGCAUUCUUAUGAGAGGACUUUGUUCUAUAGUGAUUCUGAAUACUGUAUUUGUUGGACUGAUGCAAGGAUUUUUUUUUUUUUUUUUUUGUCUUUUUCCUUUAUAUCGGUACCGGGGAUCGAACUCACGACUGCCUGCUUACAAGGCAGGCGCUUAUGACGCUGAGCUAAACCUCCAGCCCCCUAUGCAAGGUUUUUAAAAAAAAUUUUUUUUUAAUGUAUUACUGGGGAUUGAACCCAGAAGCAUUCUAACAUUGAGCUACAUUCCUGCUCCUUUUAUUUCAUUUUUUAAAUGUUUAUUUUAUUAUUUUUUCUAAAGACAAAUUCUCACUGUGUAGUUCAGACUGUCCUUGAACUCACAGUGAUCCUCCUACCUCAGCCUUCUAAGUGCUGGUGUUACAGGUAUGUACCACCACGCCUGGCUACUCAGUUUUAAUUUUGAGAUAAGGUUUUACUAAAUUGCCAUUCUGGGCUCAAAUUUAAUAAAUAAAUUUAAUAAAUUUAAGCUUCGUGCUUCAGCCUCUCUAAAUUCCGGGAUUAUUGGGAUACAGCACUGCACGCUUUUGAUUAAAGCCGUAAAUAAAUAAAUAAAUAAAACCUGUU